AUGGCAGAAGCUAAUGUUCAUUUGUCCCAGGAUCAGUUCAUCUGUUCAAUCUGUCUGGAUUUACUGAAGGAUCCUGUGACCAUUCCCUGUGGACACAGUUACUGUAUGAGCUGUAUUACAGACUGCUGGGAUCAAGAUGAUCAAAAAAGUAACUACAGCUGCCCUCAAUGCAGACAGAUCUUCACUACAAGACCUGUUUUAGGUAAAAACACCAUGCUGGCGGAAGUGGUGGAGAUACUGAAGAAGACUAAACUACAAGCUGCUCAUCCUGAUCACUGCUAUACUGAACCUGGAGAUGUGGAGUGUGAUGUCUGUACUGAGAGAAAACACAAAGCUGUCAAGUCCUGUCUGGUGUGUCUGAACUCUUACUGUCAAAAUCAUUUUAAACUACAUGAGAAAUUCUUCAAAGGCAAGAACCACAACCUGAUAGACGCCACUGGACGACUUCAGGGGAUGAUCUCCCCUCAGCUCUGUAUAUGUUAUCUGUGUAUGGUGGAUGAACACAAUGAACAUAAGACUGUAUCAGCUGCAACAGAGAGGACUGAGAAACAGGUGAGAGAUGAAAACACUGAGUGAUGUUUAAUGUGAUUCAUCUUCUCUAGAAUAAAUGUUUCAUUAUGAUCACUCGAUAUAGCUACAUAAUUAAAGAUCUUCAUAUCUAAUGUAACACAAAAAUCAUAUUCAUUUCAUUUAAAAAGUAAACAACAUUGUGAAGAAGUCAUUUUUGACCCAUCACCCAGGGUUGGAUUUACAGAGUUUUAACUGGUAAAAAAUCACUCUGUUGUGCAUUUUGUCUGUUACAAUGAGUGUCUGUCACGGCAAGGGGCUGGCUGUUAAUGGCCAAAGCCACGCCCCUUCUCAACUUCCACCUCGAGGAGGUCCCCAAAGCCAACCCAAUGACCAGACAACACGAGAGCAGGUAAGUAUAAAACAAACUUUAUUUAAAUAUUUAAAAUAACUUGGGGAAUGGGGGAAGGGGCAAUUUAAAACUAAACUCCUCUCUGCCUUCCAGGCAGGCCACGGCACAGGGAGGUGGCAAGAAGGGGAAGAGGGCAACGGGGGUUCCAGGGGGUGCUGGGGGCCAAAGGUAUAGGGGGGGGGGGAGACGGGAAACACAGGCUCCUGCCAACUCCGCUAUCCGUGGCGCCCUCCUCUUCUUUCCUGGAGGCAAAAGACAAAAUAGUGUGACUUAGGGGUUUAACUCUCUCUUCGCCCGUGGUACCUGUAUCACGCUAGUCGGAUGCUUCACUGCUCACUCUCCUUUCUUCCUCUUCCUACAGGCAGCAACUGGGAACACAAAGACACGUUUAAUCUGGACUUGGAUCGUCCUCACCCUGCUGAUUA
Molecule: messenger RNA, 1344 nt
Organism: Misgurnus anguillicaudatus (oriental weatherfish)
Lineage: Eukaryota; Metazoa; Chordata; Actinopteri; Cypriniformes; Cobitidae
Source: RefSeq, a predicted model, not a curated record